Molecule: messenger RNA, 447 nt
Organism: Ectocarpus siliculosus
Lineage: Eukaryota; Phaeophyceae; Ectocarpales; Ectocarpaceae
Source: the annotation of a GenBank genome assembly
AAACGUUAGUGUAGCCAGCGUGAUGGAUGCCCGUCGUUUUCGGUAGUUUGCUGUUAUUGGAACGCGGCGGGAACACUUUGGGCAGGGUACUUGUGUCAUGGCCUCCGACCAUCCGCGGGAGAGAAGUGUUCCAUAUCUUCGUUUGGUUAUAAUCUCCAUCCGGAGAAGCGCCGAGCUCUUGCCACUGGGGAAUAGAGGGCGUCCUCGACGAGAUGCGGGGAUCUGUAGCAUGUGUAGCACCCGCCUCCAAACUUUUGCGAUUUUAGCACGCGGCCGUGGUUUAACCCCACAAGGGGAAAGGUUUAGAGAUAUACAACUGAUACACGUGUCAUUGUUACGGGUCUUCGGAGCUCUCCCGGCUGGUGUUGUGACGUUAGAACUCAAAUAAAUCCGUACGUCAAUGUCGACAGGACAUCACACGACGAAAAAAAAUUAUUAAUAGCUGUU